CCUGCUUCUCUUAGGUAAUCCUGUUUCAACGAGCCAUACAUGGCGGGGUGGCUGUCGUUCCUCGUGUAGCAAACAACAAAAACAUUCUUUUAGGUCGUGUUUUUUGAUGAGACGACAUUUUAUCAUAACGGAAUUGCAGUCGGGAAGUGUAGACACGAAAAUUAUUUUGCUUUUGUGCGAGUUUUCAUGGAUGUUAAUGCCGCUUUCGCGGUACUUUAAGUGCGUUGUUGACACUAGACACUGUUAAAACGAACAAAGGACCGAGACGCAUGCGUAACUCGAUUUUGUUGUUCUGUCGUUUUGGUUUAUUUUUAAGAUUCACUGUUGGUCGGAAAUAAUACAAUAGUUUGCUUUUAUUUUAUAUUUUUUUAAAAAGAUAAGUUUUAUAGACUCAUCCAGUGCAAGUAGCCACAAUAGCCGUCGUAACAGUAGCUCCCACCCGUCGUAACUCCGGACAAAUGGCCGAGGUAUACGUUCGCGUGGCUGAGGAGGAAAAUGAGGAGCCCAUGGAGAUCCCGUCGGAGGACGACGGUACUGUUCUGCUGUCGACGGUGUCGGCCCAGUUCCCUGGAGCGUGCGGCCUCCGGUUCAGGAGCCCCGUGUCCCAAUGCAUGCGCGGCGUGCGGAUCGUCGAGGGAGUUCUACACGCCCCCGAGACUGGUUGGGGCAACAUGGUUUACGUGGUCAACUAUCCGAAAGAUAACAAAAGGAAAAUGGAAGAAAUCGAUGCUUCUUCAGCUGUAAAGAUGAAGCGGAAUGACAUGAAGACGUCGGACCUUAUCGUGCUGGGUCUUCCUUGGAAAACGACUGAGCAAGACCUGAAAGAAUACUUCAGUACUUUUGGGGAAGUCAUCAUGGUGCAGGUAAAACGAGACGGCAGGUCAGGAAACUCCAAAGGGUUUGGAUUUGUGCGGUUCACGGAGUACGAAUCCCAGGAAAAAGUCAUUGCCCAGCGCCACAUGAUUGAUGGCAGAUGGUGUGACUGCAAGUUCCCCAACUCCAAGGUGAAUAUGCAAGGCCCGGACGAGCCAAUGAGGAGCCGCAAAGUGUUUGUGGGGCGUUGCACAGAAGAUAUGACCACCGACGAGCUGAGGCAGUUCUUUAUGCAGUACGGGGAAGUCACAGAUGUCUUCAUCCCCAAGCCGUUUCGUGCUUUCGCCUUUGUAACGUUUGCAGAUGAUCAGGUGGCUCAGUCUCUGUGUGGCGAAGACCUGAUCAUCAAAGGCGUGAGCGUCCAUAUCUCAAACGCGGAGCCCAAACACGGCAACAGGCAGUUUGACCGCACCACGCGUUUCGGCAACGGCUUCGGCGCCCAAGCGUUCGGAGCGAGCCGCGGCGGCAUGGGGAGCAGCGCCAACAGUAACAUGGCCAAUUUCGGUUCCUUCAGCCUCAACCCCGCCAUGAUGGCGGCGGCGCAAGCGGCCCUGCAGAGCAGUUGGGGAAUGAUGGGCAUGCUGGCCAGCCAGCAGUCAUCCUCGUCAGGCAGCGGCACCGGCGGCGGCAGCUCCAGUCGGGACCAAAGUCAGUCGUUUAGCGGGGGCAACACCAACUACGGCGCCGGCUCGGCCAGCCUGGGCUGGGGCACGGGAUCAAACUCCACCAGCGGUGGUAGUGGCUUUAGCUCAGGGUUUGGGUCCAGCAUGGAGUCAAAGUCGUCUGGGUGGGGUAUGUAAAAAACAAAAAAAGGAGUGUGCCGUGUGUGGUAAGUAUUGUGAGAAAGAGUUGAGUCUUUUCACAAGUUUAUUUCGGGUGUCUGCGUAUUUGAACGACACUUUUUUCGGAAGAUGUUUUUGUACAGUGGAGAGAGUAAUUUUAUUUAGAGCAGGGGGUGUCCAAACUGCAAUUGACUGGGUGGAUUGGCAGUUGUUCAUGUUUCUGUACCAUUUACCGGGAUGGUUCCAUUUGAGCUAGGAGAUCCAAAUGGAUUAGACUUCUAUCCCUGUCAGUGGCAGCCAAUGAGUUAAAAACUAAUUGUUUCGUGUCAUCCUUCCGUAGAGAUUUAAAUAGAAUGACAACACUACAAAUGACAUGUCAAAAACAGUUGCUCGAAGAAUUUCUUUCAGUGCCAUUGACAAUGAUAGACGUCCAAUCAUGUGGCUCUUAAUACCUCUGCUGUGACUUGAAAUUAGUUUAUCACUAGUAGAUGUUCAACGCUGCCGUCCUUCCCUGUUCAGAUGGAUUGGAUGUCUAUUGUCGUCAGUGGCAGCCAAUGAGUUAAGCUUGCAAAUGGUGAUUUCUUAGACCUCAGAUAAUGGAGAAAAUAUGUAAAUAAAUACAAAACAUGAUAUAAGCACACAUUUUGUGAUGCUGGUUGCACCCACAUACAUACAAGCGUGCAGGUGCAUGUGAUAAUGUGUUAAUGAUUAACUUAAGGGUAGGUAAUUUGAGAUAAUUGGCUGAUCAAAAAAAUCGAUGGUUUUUCAAUUUGUUAAAAGACUUGAUAGAGUUGCCUUUCCAUUUAAUAUGUUUAAAAGUUAAGCGUGUCUGGCCACUUCGGUUUUUGCUUGAGAAGAAGCGGUUUGGACACCCCCGUUUUAUUGAGAAGUGGGUAAAGGGGUUUUACUAAUUUCAACUGGAUUCUCUAAUGCAUGCAUUGUGAUUUAAGAUAAAUGCAUGUUUUUUUUUCAUUCACCAUUGUCAAGCUACAUCAUUUUUAAGCAAUCCUGCAUUGGGGAGAAUCUGGUUGAAAGUUGAAAUGUUUCAGUGAAGCUUUUAUUUGCAGUCAAAAGUGGACAAACUCCUUCAUUGAAGUCUCUUCUGCAGUUGAUCUCUCUUCAGUUUCCCUGCGAGGAAGCUCCAAUAUGGCAGCAUUGUCGCGGGGGCAUAAGCGCUAUCACUCUCCCUCUUCCCGCCUGUGUUAAUGCUAUGCCAUCAAACAACGGCUUCACUCCGCAUGUUCUGACGAGACGGUGGGUGUGUUUUCACUUUUUUUUUUUUUUUUUUAAAUCCACUUAUGAUUGGAAAGAGAACUGCGCAAGUGGCCUAUUUUGGAUGCGGGGGGGACACUGAUGAGUGCGGAUGGCUUGAAGAGUGGAGCGGUUGGUGAGUGAGCGGACUGAGGACUGCUUGUGCGAACGAGCGCCCCCUCCCAAAAAUGUGACUGAUUUUCUAUAAGUGUGUGAGUGGAAGCUGCAGAUGCAACAAGCGCCUCCCAACCCUUAAACCUGGACAUCCUUUUUUCUAGUAUGUCGAGAUUUUUUUCUCACCCCCUUUUAAAAAUGCAAGGUUUUCCCUUUAUUCAUAAUGUGUAGACAUGAUAAUGUAGUGGAGUGAUGUGUUCUUUGUAAUGCUUCUUUAAUCUGAAUGCUGUAUGAUGCGUGUUGUUCUUUGUUCUCGGACUGAUCUGUAUGUCAGUGCGCAAUUGAUGUGGAUGACGUUGACUGAUGAAAUGUAGGGGGCGGGGACACGUGUGAUGUGAGAAAGUGGAAUGUGUCCUAACGGUCCCCCCCCACCCCCUUUUAUAUAGGCUCUUGAUGUUUGUGAGGUGUUUGGAAAAAUGUCAAAUGAAGGGAGUUGUCUAAUAAAGUUCAUUUGAAUAGAUUGAUUAGUUGAUGUUACUUGCGUGGGAUUAAAAAAACUAAUUCGAUUCACACAUCUAGGGGCUCCGCUGGUCGAGGUCUCCAUUUGAACCCCGACUGAAGGACGAAGACAGAAGUUCCAACACUUUGUGUGUGGCCUUCUCAGACACGGGGUAGUACCUUUUGCUCACUUUCUUAGCUUAAGAGAGAGUGCUGCUUUUUCCUCUCUGCGUGUGUUGAGCGAGAAAGUUUUGGAUUAUACAGUAAAGAAUGUUUGGAUAAAAGGGUCUUUUGGUUGAUUGGAUGGUGGGUGCCUCGCAAAUUUCACAUCUGUGGAAUGGUUAACUGGUGUUAUGCUUUUGUAGAAAGCUUAAGUAUUGCUACUUGACUAGCUUACAUAGAGCUGGUGCCAAUGCAUUGGCUAAUCGAAUGGAUUUACACUGCAGGUCUAAGUGGACAAUUCUGAUUUAAUGUCAGGCUUUCCCCCAGUGCUUUAUAAGCCUGGUGGGCUGCCAGGUUUCUCUUGAACCACCCCCACCAUGCUAAAGCUACGCUACAAAAAACAAAAGGUAUACAUAUUUUAACUGUAUUUAAGUCACGUGGUGAUUUUGUUGAAAGCACAACAGUGACAUCUUACCUGUCCCAGCUCUCUAUCGUGGCGCUAAAUUGCAUUGAAUUUUUGUUAUAAGUAGGGCUAUCCCGAUAGCGUAUCUUUUCACCCAAGUCAGAGUCAUCAGAUUGAGAAUCUCCCGAUACAGAGUCCUGAUCAGAUAGUUUUUAAAUUAACAAAAGUUCCAAACGUUAGUACUGCAAUAUUUACAGUACUUACGCUUUUUAUGGGAGUGCUGCAGCAUAUAAAACCUACAUAAAUUUGUUUAUUCUGGCAAUGCCACUGUAUUUCUGGAUUAUGUUGUUACUUUACAGCAAAUUUUUAAAAAUAAAAACCUAAACCUUUUCAGCCUAUUUAGAUAUCCCUAAAAAAUGGCCCGAUUGGUCCAAUUUCCAAUCACAUGAGGCGAUCGGGGACAUCCCUAGUUAUAAGUUCAAGUUCAGGCCUUUUUUGUAAUAAUCUAUGUUUAAGUAUAAGUGCCUUACUGUAUCAUAACACAUUAAUCACUAUUCUUGUCAACAUUCCCAAAAGUAUGUGGGACUGCCAGCGGGCCUUCCUACCACCAAGCUUUGCAAGUUUUCUGGCCAUAUUCUGAAUACCUUUAUCGGUUUUGUGUGUGCCCACUUUCAUAUACAAGGUGAUUGAAAAAGAAUGUGCCAAAAUCAUCAUGCAUUUAUUCAUUUUAAAAUCAUUGAAAUAGACAAUUAUUUUAACUAAUGAUUUAAUAACCUUACUUGUUAAAAAGACAAUUCUUAACAAAAGUCAUAUCGGCUUGAUGUUGUCCGUGCCGCUGGUGGUGGUCACAUUGAGCACUUGUAAAGCAUAAAAUAAAAUACUUGGAUCCAGCUAGUUAUUAUUUUUAUUUUUUACUAUACUAUAUAUAUCAGGGGUCAGCAACCCUGGUCCUCGAGUGCCACUAUCCAGCUUGUUACCCAUAUCUCCCUCCUUUAACACACC
Messenger RNA from Corythoichthys intestinalis (scribbled pipefish), 5085 nucleotides. It is a transcript of the gene tardbpb, whose product is annotated as TAR DNA binding protein b. The coding region runs from base 459 to 1673 and encodes 404 amino acids. The record is from RefSeq and is a predicted model, not a curated record. The transcript has 5 exons. Gene Ontology annotation, molecular function: RNA binding. Gene Ontology annotation, biological process: regulation of gene expression. Lineage: Eukaryota; Metazoa; Chordata; Actinopteri; Syngnathiformes; Syngnathidae. Gene Ontology annotation, cellular component: chromatin; nucleoplasm.